AUGGCUUCUUCAACUGUGAACGUUCUGCUUUCCACCUUUCCCGGGCUGUCGCUGCCAUCUACAGUCUCAUUCUCACUGCCCUCGACCUCGAGCAUCUCCGACCUCACGGACAAAGUCGCCUCAUAUCUCCCGUUGUCUUUAUCCCUACAGCGUCUCAUUCUCACGACCACCAGUAAUAAACAAAUCCUCCCCGACACCGGUUCCAUACAGUCCUUGAUCAUUCAAGAUGGCGAAUCUGCUACAUCCCGUCUCCUGCCUAUGCGCCUUUCCGUCCCGCUAUGUGGAGGAAAGGGUGGAUUCGGAUCCCAGCUUCGUGCGGCGGGUGGUCGCAUGUCCAGCAAACGCAAGCGCAACCAGGGCGACAACAACAGUUCUAGUCGCAAUCUUGAUGGACGCCGUCUACGUACUGUGAACGAGGCUAAAGCUCUUGCCGAAUAUCUCGCCGUCAAGCCAGAGAUGGAUAAGAAAGAAAAAGAAGAGCGUCGUGAACGGUGGCAGUCUGUUGUUGAAAUGGCCGAAAAGCGCCAAGAAGAGUUGAAGAAUGGGGGCGGAAAGGAGAAGAUCAAUGGACAGUGGAUGGAUGAUAAGGAUGAAAUGAAUGAAAAGGCGCGAGAGGCAGUUCUUUUGGCUAUGAAGGAGGGGACAUGGACAGACAAUCUUCGCGAUACAAUUCUGGGUGGCUCAAGUACUAGUGCUAGUGAAGGCAGUGACCACAUGGACUCAUCCACAUCAGAUGAGGACGAUGAAGACGAGAACGGUGCGCCUUCAGCUACUGCUGGCCCAUCUGGCUCGACAGCGAAACCUGCAUCACGUCGAUUCAUUGGGUUUGAUGAUGAUGAUGAUGAAUUUAUGAGCGACUCUGAAGAGGAGGAAGAAGAAGAACAAGAGAUUGACGGAAAGGGCAAGGGCAAGGCACGAGCUUGA
This is a messenger RNA of Penicillium angulare, 924 nucleotides long. Its product is annotated as telomere maintenance SDE2 family protein. Lineage: Eukaryota; Fungi; Ascomycota; Eurotiomycetes; Eurotiales; Aspergillaceae. Gene Ontology annotation, cellular component: nucleus. The record is from RefSeq and is a predicted model, not a curated record. Gene Ontology annotation, molecular function: protein binding. The transcript has a single exon. Bases 1 to 924 code for a protein of 307 amino acids.